AUGUCGACCUGGGUGCAGGUUUUUUCCGACGAGACGGUCGAGACGGUUGAGACCUCAACUCGUGUGCGAGUGCUCGGUCACGACUUACACUUGACUUUGGUUAUGCAAGAAGAUGAGCUCGCGGGCACGAUCCUAUGGGACGCUGCAGUGCAUUUGACCCGUCGUGUUUUGACCCGAUAUCGCUGCCAACUGGAAGAUCCGACCAACUCGUUGCGGGUCCUCGAACUCGGUGCUGGCAUCGGUGUGCCAGGUAUGGCUGCUCGAAUAGCAGGGGCCAAGCACGUGGUGCUUACAGAGCAGGAAGAGCUGCUGCGUCUGCUGCACAUGAAUUUGGCAGCCAACCAAGAGGUACUACGUCACCCUAAUGCAGCUGUAGAGGCCGACGAAACUGUCGAUGCUAAGGAAGGAAUCGUGGCGAGACCGCUAAGCUGGGGCGUGCAGCAGACCAUGGAGUAUUUGGCUCAGUACCCUGACGAGAAAGUGGAUGUGGUGCUGUCGUGCGACUGCAUCUACGAGCCGCUUUAUGGUACGUCUUGGCAGGCAUUGGCGCAGACGAUGGAGCUGCUGUGUGGGGCGAAUCCCGAGUGUGUAGUGCUCGUGUGUGUUGAACGUCGCAAUCAAGACGGUGUUGACAACUUCCUCGAGUUCGUGGAGAAGGAGACAAAACUCAUGUGCAAGCUGGACGAGCAAACGACUGGCACCGACGACAAUCAAUUAGAGGUGUACAUUCUGGGUCUUUCUGCUCGUACGUGA
Peronospora matthiolae is the source of this 753-nucleotide messenger RNA. The record is from the annotation of a GenBank genome assembly. Lineage: Eukaryota; Oomycota; Peronosporomycetes; Peronosporales; Peronosporaceae.